Dioscorea cayenensis subsp. rotundata (Guinea yam) is the source of this 706-nucleotide messenger RNA. RefSeq lists its product as uncharacterized. Bases 104 to 394 code for a protein of 96 amino acids. NCBI's taxonomy places the organism in Eukaryota, Viridiplantae, Streptophyta, Magnoliopsida, Dioscoreales, Dioscoreaceae. The transcript is spliced from 2 exons. The record is from RefSeq and is a predicted model, not a curated record.
CCUCCCCGCUUUGGAAUCCCUAGAACUUCGCCAAAACCCUGGCAUCUCUCUUGUGGUAGCACAACCCUAGAGUGUCGACAAAGAGGGAGGGAGAGGGAUAGUGAUGGCGCUGAGGAGGGCAUUGGGGUGGUCGGACGGCGAGCUGAUGCGGUCGGAUGCGAAGCCGUGCACUAGAUUGAUGAGGCACACCGCCGGAAUCUCUAGCGUCUGGGGCGGCCUUUCCUUCUGGAUCCUCUGUCGCCUUCACUAUGGUCCAAGGAUAACAAUUCCAAGGAGUCUCAGGUGGGCAUCUUGUGGUGCAAUAUCAAUGAGCUCUACUGCUGCUCUGCUAGUCCGUCUUUUCAGUCCAGAGUGUGAGCCCCAGAACAUAGCUGCUUAUGAUCUUCGCAAAUGAACCAAUUCUUACAUUUAUACAAGUACUUCUCCAAGAUUACUUCAUAAUAUUAUUGUCUCGAAAAUGUAAUUGUUACUCUGUAACCAAGAUUUUGUCACUUUGCAAUUCAAUGAAUCUAAGCUUGUAGCUGAAUCAGUUUUUCAAUUGAAUAGUAUUAUAACUGUAUGUAAAAGAACAUGUUACAUAGCAUCUCAGCUUACAUACCUAUUUAAAGUAUCUAUCUUACUACAUCAAUCUUGGUGACAAGGUAGAGGACAUAUUUACAUGUGAGAGAGAAUUACACCAAAACAAAACAAAUAAUAGUUUUGUUUU